Messenger RNA from Tetrapisispora phaffii CBS 4417, 777 nucleotides. It is a transcript of the gene POL30, whose product is annotated as proliferating cell nuclear antigen. Gene Ontology annotation, cellular component: PCNA complex. The record is from RefSeq and is a predicted model, not a curated record. The transcript has a single exon. Gene Ontology annotation, molecular function: DNA polymerase processivity factor activity; DNA binding. The coding region runs from base 1 to 777 and encodes 258 amino acids. Gene Ontology annotation, biological process: leading strand elongation; regulation of DNA replication; mismatch repair. Lineage: Eukaryota; Fungi; Ascomycota; Saccharomycetes; Saccharomycetales; Saccharomycetaceae.
AUGCUAGAAGCUAAGUUCGAAGAAGCCAGUUUAUUUAAAAGAAUCAUUGACGGUUUUAAAGAUUGUGUUCAAUUAGUCAACUUUCAAUGCACCCCAAAGGGUAUCAUCGCCCAAGCAGUUGAUGACUCCAGAGUUCUAUUGGUUUCUCUAGAAAUUGGUACAGAAGCUUUCCAAGAAUAUAGAUGUGAUCAUCCAAUCACCUUAGGUAUGGAUUUAACAUCUCUAUCCAAGAUCUUAAGAUGUGGUAACAAUACCGAUACGUUAACUCUAAUUGCUGACGAAAACCCAGAUUCUGUCCUAUUACUAUUCGAAGACACCAAAAAAGAUAGAAUCGCUGAAUAUUCUUUGAAAUUAAUGGAAAUUGAUGCUGAUUUCUUGAAGAUUGAAGAAUUACAAUACGAUUCCAAUAUUUUAAUGCCAUCUGUUGAAUUCAGCAAAAUCGUUAGAGAUUUAUCUCAAUUAAGUGACUCUUUAAAUAUCAUGAUUACUAAGGAAACUAUUAAAUUUGUUGCUGAUGGUGACAUCGGUUCUGGUUCCGUGAUAUUGAAACCUUUUGUAAAUAUGGAUAAACCAGAAGAAAGUAUUAAGUUAGAAAUGGAUCAACCAGUCGACCUAACCUUCGGUGCUAAAUAUUUACUGGAUAUUAUCAAGGGUUCUUCUCUCUCAGACUCAGUAGGAAUCAGAUUAUCCAGUGAAGCUCCAGCUCUUUUCCAAUUUGAUUUAAAGAGUGGUUUCCUCCAAUUCUUCUUAGCUCCAAAAUUCAAUGAAGAAGAAUAG